GUGUUCUAAAUGGAUUUUCUAGGUUUGAACUUGACCUGGAAGCUGUGCAUCACCAUAAUGAGGCUUGUAAUUCUUGAUAACUAUGACUUGGCUAGUGAAUGGGCAGCCAAAUACAUCUGUAAUCGCAUCAUUCAGUUCAAACCUGGAAAGGACAGAUAUUUUACACUGGGUUUACCAACAGGGAGUACACCAUUAGGAUGUUAUAAAAAACUAAUAGAAUAUCACAAGAAUGGAUUCCUUUCUUUUAAAUAUGUGAAGACCUUUAACAUGGACGAAUAUGUAGGACUUCCCCGACAGCAUCCUGAAAGCUACCAUUCUUACAUGUGGAAUAACUUUUUUAAGCAUAUUGAUAUAGAUCCUAAUAAUGCUCAUAUCCUUGAUGGGAAUGCUGCAGAUUUACAAGCAGAAUGUGAUGCAUUUGAAGAUAAAAUAAAAGAAGCUGGAGGAAUUGAUCUUUUUGUUGGAGGAAUUGGUCCAGAUGGUCAUAUUGCUUUCAAUGAGCCAGGAUCCAGUUUAGUAUCAAGGACAAGAUUAAAGACCCUAGCAAUGGACACCAUAUUGGCAAAUGCUAAAUAUUUUGAUGGAGAUUUAUCAAAGGUGCCAACUAUGGCUCUAACAGUUGGUGUGGGGACAGUGAUGGAUGCUAGAGAAGUCAUGAUCCUCAUAACAGGCGCCCACAAGGCAUUUGCUCUCUACAAAGCGAUAGAGGAAGGAGUCAAUCACAUGUGGACUGUUUCAGCUUUCCAGCAGCAUCCCCGAACUAUUUUUGUGUGUGAUGAAGAUGCUACCUUAGAAUUAAGAGUUAAAACUGUGAAAUACUUUAAAGGUUUAAUGCACGUGCACAAUAAACUUGUGGAUCCACUGUACAGUAUGAAAGAAGGAACUGAAGGAGACUGGAGCAAAAUUCUGCUUGAAUGAACAGAACUUCUAUAACAUGAAUUUGCAGCUAUGCAAUAUUAUAAAACACGGGAAUUUUUGAAGAUUGUCACUUCUGAAGUCCAGUAUCUAUGUUAAACAUUCCAUAUUUAGAAUGUAUUUUAUACUAGGGUUAGAAGUAGUUGGGUCAUAAUCAGCUAUUUAUUUGAAACCACAUAGCCGCUCUAUAAAACAGCACAGAAAUGAAAUGACUGUUUAAACAUUUAAAAAGUCUUUAAAAGAAUAUUUUUAUUGAUUUCAGAGAGGAAGGGACAGAGAGAGAGGUAA
This is a messenger RNA of Myotis davidii, 1203 nucleotides long. It is a transcript of the gene GNPDA2, whose product is annotated as glucosamine-6-phosphate deaminase 2. The record is from RefSeq and is a predicted model, not a curated record. NCBI's taxonomy places the organism in Eukaryota, Metazoa, Chordata, Mammalia, Chiroptera, Vespertilionidae. Gene Ontology annotation, cellular component: cytoplasm. The transcript is spliced from 6 exons. Gene Ontology annotation, molecular function: identical protein binding; glucosamine-6-phosphate deaminase activity. Gene Ontology annotation, biological process: N-acetylglucosamine catabolic process; N-acetylneuraminate catabolic process; carbohydrate metabolic process. Bases 10 to 918 code for a protein of 302 amino acids.